This is a messenger RNA of Cuscuta europaea, 1818 nucleotides long. Lineage: Eukaryota; Viridiplantae; Streptophyta; Magnoliopsida; Solanales; Convolvulaceae. The record is from the annotation of a GenBank genome assembly.
CAAAAACCUUGCCUAUUUAUGGCUAGUUUAUUUUUUUAAUAAAAAACUCAUUUUAUAUCCUCAACAAAAACCUUGCCUAUUUAUAGCUAUUCUUUCUGGUAGUUGGGUUGGGUUUAGAUUGUGAUGGGGAAUUGCGCUGCUUUUUCAGCAAGAGUUGGCGCUGCUCUGAGCUCCCACAACCUUUCUGCUUCUCGUGAAGCCUCGCAAGUUAAAAAAAGAGGACAGUCAAACGCGCCGCCAUCCUCAAGCCAACCUUCAUCAUCUAGUGGAAACAACAGCGUGGGUAGCCUUCCCGCACCAAGAUCAGAAGAAGACAUAUUACAAUCCCCAAAUGUGAAAGCCUUCAUGUUUCUUGAGCUGAAGAACGCCACCAGAAAUUUCAGAGCGGACGGGCUUCUAGGGGAAGGAGGAUUUGGGUGUGUGUACAAAGGAUGGAUUGAUGAACAUACUCUUACCCCUACAAAACCUGGAUCUGGUAUUGUCAUUGCCGUUAAGAAGUUGAAACCCGAAGGCUUUCAAGGCCAUAAAGAAUGGCUGACCGAAGUUAAUUACCUCGGGCAACUUCAUCAUCCAAACCUGGUUAAACUAAUUGGAUACUGCUUAGAUGGUGACAAUCGGCUCUUGGUUUAUGAGUUCUUGUCUAAAGGCAGCUUGGAGAAUCAUCUUUUCCGAAGGAGCUCACAGCCAUUGAGUUGGGCCAUGAGAAUUAAGGUAGCUAUUGGUGCAGCUAGAGGCCUUGCUUUUCUGCAUAAUGCUAAAGAGCCUGUUAUAUAUCGUGAUUUUAAGGCAGCUAAUAUUCUUCUUGAUACGGAAUUCAAUGCCAAGCUGUCAGAUUUCGGUUUAGCUAAGGCUGGCCCGACGGGUGACCGCACUCAUGUGAGUACUCGAGUGAUGGGUACCCAGGGCUAUGCUGCACCAGAAUAUAUUGCUACAGGUCGGUUAACAGCAAAAAGUGACGUUUAUAGCUUCGGAGUUGUGUUGCUCGAACUGUUAUGUGGUCGUCGUGCUGUUGAAAGUUCUAAACAAGGUUCAGCAGAGCAGUAUCUGGUGGAGUGGGUGAAACCAUAUAUGGAGGACAAGAGGAAGCUGUUUAGGAUCAUGGACACUAAAUUGGGAGGGCAGUACCCUCAAAAAGGAGCAAUCAGUGCUGCUAGCCUUGCUCAGCGGUGUCUAUGCCCAGAACAUAAGCUUAGGCCAAGUAUGUCUCAAGUUUUAGAUGAGCUUGAACUAGUCCAAGCCCCGAAAAACUCUCCUAAGCUCUCCCAGCCAGACCAUCAAACCAAAACUCGCAAUGUGUAAAGUGCGGGGAAUACGUAGCACACGUGAGCCUCUCCACAUUGAGUUUAGGCAUAAGAAAACAAAUGUGUGGUUUGAUGAUUUGUUAUACCUUUUUGAGAAAAACUUUCAUUUUUGUCAAACCGAAAUCAGACCAUCAAAUUGGAAUGGAGAGAGUAGUUCAUAUUUACAAUUGCCUAUCACCCGUCCUAAGAUCGCCACUGUUGCCACUGGACCUUCAGUGUGCCAACCACAUGCAUGACACCAAUGCCCUAACCCUUCUGCCAUCUUCGCGAGUCCACGUCUGUCCGCCGCCAAACCUCCAUCAUGCUGCCUAGCUCUAUCGCCAUCUUUGACAAUGCCACUACAACUUUGUAUAUCUAGGCUGUUAUUGAUGGUUAACAUUUUGAUGGUUAACCAUAGCUAAACAUUUUGUGGAUGGUUAACCUUCAGCUAUCACCUCAAGAUCUUUGUGGUUGGUUAAACGCAGAACUAAACAUUUUUUCUCUUAAUUACAUAAAAAUGUCACAAAAUUGAAAAUAG